AUGUUGUUUAUUAUUAUUAUAUUAAGUUUAACAUGUGUCGUAAUAAGUCGUUUUGUUCAAAAUUAUCGUUUGUUUACCUUUCAAACGACGAAGCCGUUACCUGGACCAAUAAGACUACCAUUUAUCGGUAGCCUUUUUCUUUUUCUAUACCGUAAUUCCGAGGAUUAUUUAAAUAUUUGGACUAAGUUCACUGAAACUUAUUCAUCUCCAUUUCGAAUAUGGAUAGGCCCAAAGUUAUUCAUCGUAAUGUAUGAACUGGACCAAAUAAAGAUUGUCUUACAAAACCGUCAUUGUUUGAAUAAAAGUUUUAUAUAUAACUGUCUAAAACCAGUAUUUGACAUGGGAUUAGUGACAGCUCCUGCAUCUACAUGGACUGAAAGUCGAAAAAUAAUAGCACCAGCAUUUGGUAUGAUCCCGAUGAAAAAAUAUUUUAACAUAUUUGUUCAAGAAUCUUUAAUACUUACUGAAGAUUUAGAAAAAAUUGCACAAAGUGGAAACGAAAUUGAAUGCCUUGACUAUCUAUGCAGAUGUACCUUAAAAAUUUCAUGUGAUACCAUGAUGGGUGUCAAGGUGGAAAGGAAUUUAAUAGAUGAAUGGUGGAAAAUAAGUGCAAGUCAAAGACAAAUUUGGCGAUCUAGAUUUCAAAAUGUACUCUUGGUUCCCAAUAUUACAUAUAAUCUUACAUCUUGGAGGUGUAAACAGCAAAAGUGUUCAAAUUCCUUUCAUUCAAUCAUUAAAAAGAUGAUGCAGCAAAGGACAAAUGAAUCAAGUACGACAUUCACUAAUGAUGACACAUCUCAUACACGAUUUUAUGACAUUUUAAUGCGUUCAUUUCAUAACGGAAAAUUCACGCAAAAGAAAAUUAUAGACAAUAUAUUUACAAUGCUAGGAGCGUCUUCAGAUACUACCGCUACUACGGUGCAUUUUGUAAUUAUUAUGAUGGCAAAUUUCUCAGAAAUACAAGAAAAAGCGUAUAGAGAAUUGGUGGAAAUUUAUGGCACGGAAACUCCGAAGUUUGCACCAGUUAAAUACGAGGAUCUACAACAUAUGCAUUACUUGGAUUGUAUUAUUAAAGAAACUUUAAGACUUUUUCCUACUAUCCCUAUGAUUGGACGAAAACUGACAGAAGACUUAAAAAUAGGAGAAUUUGUUUUACCGAAAGGUGCAGAUGUUAUUAUAUCAUUUAUACGAAUGCAUCGGAAUGAAAAAUAUUGGCCGAAUCCAUUGAUGUUUAAUCCGGAUAGAUUUCUUCAAGAAGAAACAAAUUGUAUACCACAUUAUUACAUGCCUUUUAGUGACGGACCAAGGAAUUGUAUAGGUUUGAAAUACGCAAUGAUAUCUAUGAAAGUUAUUUUAGCAACGCUGAUAAGAACGUUCGUAUUUAAAUUAAAUCAAAGCAUUGAGAUAGACAAAAUCAAAUUAUUUUCGGACAUACUAUUAUGUAUAGAUGAACCUAUAAAGAUUAGAAUUGAAAAACGGAUCUCUAAAUAA
This is a messenger RNA of Trachymyrmex septentrionalis, 1491 nucleotides long. RefSeq names its product cytochrome P450 4c21-like. Bases 1 to 1491 code for a protein of 496 amino acids. Gene Ontology annotation, molecular function: heme binding; iron ion binding; monooxygenase activity. The record is from RefSeq and is a predicted model, not a curated record. The transcript has 12 exons. Lineage: Eukaryota; Metazoa; Arthropoda; Insecta; Hymenoptera; Formicidae.